This is a messenger RNA of Theobroma cacao (cacao), 1254 nucleotides long. The record is from RefSeq and is a predicted model, not a curated record. NCBI's taxonomy places the organism in Eukaryota, Viridiplantae, Streptophyta, Magnoliopsida, Malvales, Malvaceae.
AUCUUGCUCCACGUCGAUAUUUUGAAGGAAUUGAUUGAGUGGGAACAUAAGAGCAAGAAUAAUGGCAAGAUGCAUGCUUGUGGCCACGAUGUUCACGUGACAAUGCUGCUUGGAGCAGCCAAGUUGCUACAGCGCAAGAGAGAUGAAUUGAAGGGGACUGUUAAGCUUGUUUUUCAACCUGGAGAAGAAAGUCAUGCUGGUGCUUAUCAUGUGAUAAAAGAGGGUGCUGUUGAUCACGUCGAAGCGAUAUUCGGAUUACAUGUUUCACCAGAAAUGCCCACCGGAACUGUUAGGUCGAGACCUGGUCCUUUGCUUGCAGGCUCAGCCAGAUUUCUAGCCAAAAUUCAAGGGAAAGGUGGGCAUGCUGCUAGGCCGCAUACGACUAGAGAUCCAGUACUUGCAGCAUCUUUGGCUAUCCUUGCACUCCAACAGAUCGUUUCUCAAGAGACAGAUCCUCUUGAGGCCAGGGUUGUCUCAGUUGGGUUCGUUCAAGCUAAUCAAGCAGCAAAUGUUAUCCCAGAGAUAGUAAGCUUUGGAGGAACUUUUCGGAGCAUGACCACAGAAGGCUUGUCCUAUCUGCAGCAGAGGAUCAAACAGGUGAUCGAGACUCAAGCAGUAGUACAUCAAUGUACUGCUACCAUAGAUUUUUUGGAGGAAAAACUGAGACCUUACCCUCCAACUGUCAAUGAUGAAUCAAUGUAUGAACAUGCGAAAAGGGUUGGAGAAUCAAUGCUUGGGAAAUCUAAUGUACUCCUUAGUCCAAUGGUUAUGGGGGCAGAAGAUUUCAGUUUCUAUUCAAAGAAGAUGGCAGCGGCUUUCUUCAUGAUAGGAACAAAUAACGAAACACAAAAACCAACCCUUCGAUUGCACUCACCCUACUUGAUUAUUGAUGAGGAGGUUCUUCCCAUAGGAGCAGCCUUCCAUGCUGCAGUGGCCAUAUCUUAUUUGGAUAAUCAUGCUGUUCAUAAAUAUCAGUAAGUAUUGUAGGUAACUUUCUAUUCUUGGGAUGAAGAUUCGGUUAAGUUACUAAUGUUUGCAUGAAGUCAACAAGUCAAAGUAUUUGAAUGCAUUUUGCUUUGUUGUACUGGUAUUUUGUAAUUAUGCUUGUUGUCAUCUCUUGUUGUCCGUGUAUGCUUGCAUGUUAUUAUAUAAGUUUAUAUCUAACACUUGUUUUUGCAUGUCAUUACAUGUGUAACGAAUGCAUUAUGUGUAUGUAAGCUUCUAUCUUAAUGAAAAUGUUGUUACAACCUUAUA